AUGACAGGCCAGAUGCUCUCCCGCUCCCAGCAGUGGGAUCACAACAUUGCUGCCAAAGUUGCAGAAUUUACGGCCACAUUUGAGAAGGAGGUCCUUGCCUUAAAUAUAAUCUCCCGCAAGCGAGAUCUUGGGGAGUUCCGAUCAGAGGAGAGGUUAAUAAUUGAGCAGGCUCUUCUACAGGAAGAGAGGCGAGCCCUGAUUGAAGUGUGGGCAGAAAUAGGCUCAAGGCAGAAGGCAUGUCGGGAGGCUCAUGGGGCUAAUUUGCGUAAUGCGGCCAUUGUUCACCCUGGGCAGGCUCAUGAGAGGGAAAAACAGAAGGUGAGAGAGGAGACGAAAAGGAUGGGUUUAGAUACUACUGAUAUCGACGCCGAGGAUGAAGAGGAUUACAUGGGUGUGGGCCUGAUCAUCGAGAAGCUCGAGAAGGAGAAGCUCAAAGACCCCGAUGUCAACCUCAACUUGUACGAAGAGGCCAUUGACUCGGACACCAACGACGACGAUGAACGCUUCACCCCUGACGCCAUUAAGAAGCGAUCUGACAAGUUCAAGAAGAAGUUCAAGUGGCACGAAGAGCUCCUCAAGAGCUUCACCAACGCUGAGACGCUUGACGAUGCUUUCAAGUGGAUGAAUAAAAUUGAUAAGAUUGAGCAAAAGCAUUUCCGGCUCCGCCCGGAGGUCAUCAGAUUAGUUGAGUGGAAGGAAACUUACGAUCCUAAUAACCCCACCAAUUAUGGAGUCAUUCAACAUGAACAAUUAGGGCCCUCUGUUGAUCUUCUGGAACAUGCCAGAUUUGACAAGGAAAAGCAAAUCAUACAAGGUGUUGGACUUGAUGAGGACGAUGAGGAGGAGUUCAACGACAUGAAAGAGAAGGAUGAUAUAUUGUUGGAGAAACUCAAUGCUAUGGACAAUAUACAGGGGUACAUCCUAGUUGAGCCUGCUUGGACAAGGCUGUUCAAUGGAGUAAAGCAUGUCCAUUUUUGGGUUUCAGGCCAGAAGCUCUCCCGUUCCCAGCCGUGGGAUCACAACAUUGCUGCCAAAGUUGCAGAAUUUAUAGCCACAUUUGAGAAGGUCCUUGCCUGCAAUAUAAUCUCUUGCAAGCGAGGUCUUGGGGAGUUCCGAUCAAAGGAGAGGUUAAUGAUUGAGCAGACUCUUCUACAGGAAGAGAGGCAAGCUCUGAUUGAAGUACGGGCAGAAAUAGGCUCAUGGCAGAAGGCAGGUCGGGAGGCUCAUGAGGCUAAUUUGCGUAAUGCAGCCAUUGUUCACCCUGGGCAGGCUCAUGGUGAGAUGAUAGUGAAUAGGAGUUAA
Ilex paraguariensis (yerba mate) is the source of this 1302-nucleotide messenger RNA. NCBI's taxonomy places the organism in Eukaryota, Viridiplantae, Streptophyta, Magnoliopsida, Aquifoliales, Aquifoliaceae. The record is from the annotation of a GenBank genome assembly.